This is a messenger RNA of Salarias fasciatus (jewelled blenny), 1020 nucleotides long. Its product is annotated as CD209 antigen-like protein 2. The transcript has 6 exons. Bases 73 to 975 code for a protein of 300 amino acids. The record is from RefSeq and is a predicted model, not a curated record. Lineage: Eukaryota; Metazoa; Chordata; Actinopteri; Blenniiformes; Blenniidae.
CCUGCUUGUUGUGGAUAUAUAAGAGGAGAGAAGCCAGACAGAUCAGUGAGUAACACCAACCACACUGCAGCUAUGGAUAACGGGCAGAGAAAGACGAACAACUGCAGCAAUGGUCAUUUUCGACUUUCACAUCAAGUGUUCUCAGGUGGUUACACAUGUUCAAAGUACCGACUGCUGCUGCUGUGUUUGGGGCUGCUGAACGUGGUGCUGUUGAUAUCUGCAGUUGUUAUUGGAAUAAAGUGUGCCCAAAUAAGGCAGAACUCCCUCCACGUCUCCCAUCCAGCUGCAGCACAGCUCCUCAAUCAGCUCCAUGAUCUCCACAACAACCACAGUGAUGUGAUCAUGGCUGAGGAGGACGCUAAGAGAGCUUUAGAGACAGCAGUCAUAAACCACGCCAUGCUCAGAGACCAGCUCCAACAAAAAAAGAUCAUCAAUGAUGGCUAUCAAAAACAGCUUGAGGCUCUGCGGACUGAGAGGACGACCCUGCUCUCUAACAUUUCAGCUCUGGAGUCGUCUUGUGGGAAAUGCCCCUCUGGAUUUCUUCAUUUCAACACCUCCUGCUACUUUUUUUCUUCCUCCGAGUCUUCUACUGUCAAAAAGAACUGGCAUGACAGCAGAACAGACUGCAUCAACCGUGGAUCUGACCUGAUUGUGAUCGACAGCCCAGAGGAGCAGGCAUUUGUGAGUAACAACAUUAAGAAUAUGGUAAGUGGUCGUAUGUCCUGGCAGAGUGGUUUCUGGGUGGGUCUCACCGACAUCGAGACAGAGGACCAGUGGGUGUGGAUUAAUAAUGUCACAGAGGUGGAACCGAGGUACUGGGAUGAAGGAGAACCAAACAACCAUGGACCCGAUGGAGAAGACUGUGCACUUGUAAUUCACAGGCCCUCGAAUCCUUGGAAGACCCGUUAUGAUGCAAAGUGCAAGGAGCACGAGUUAUACUGGCUAUGUGAGAAGUCAACCAGACAUAACCAAUAGUUUCUCCUGAUGUGUUGAUCCAGCAAUCUUGAUUAAAAAAUCUUC